UGUUACAUGAAUGUGAAGCAGUGUCUCCUAAUCUCAGCACACACCCUUUCUGGCCUGGGAUGCUGGAGCCUCUCAUAAUCCUGUAUGAUGAGUUGGGUCAGAACAUGUCUGAGGUCCAGAACUAUGGGAUGCACUUCAUCUACAGUCAUAUCAGGAUUGUGACACAAACGGCCUCCCACUCUGAACUCAUCAAACUCAGGGGUUUACAGUGCAGAAACCUUUUAUUUACAAAGAUGGAAGACUUGUCCCUCCAGCCUUUCAUGUUGGAUCCAGCUGACCCAGAGCCAGAGGAGAAUGAAGAUGACCAAAUUGUAGUUAUGGAUUAAAUAAAAUYGGUAAAAGAUGGCGAGAAAAGGACACCGAGGACGAUGGAGCGUUGCCGUUUUUCUUCUCCUCAUGUGCGUUGAUGUCUCUGCAUCUACACCAAAACCAGAUUUAGUGGAAAAGCAGUGUAAAGCUGGAGAUUACCCUAAUGUAAAUGGGACAUGUUGCAACAGAUGUUCUCCAGGUUUUAGGCUUAAAGCUGAGUGUACAGGUGAAGGCAAGAGGAGUGACUGUGAGAGUUGUCCUCCCAACCAGUUCAAUGACCAGAUGAACCACGCUCCGACCUGCAGAAAAUGCAGAACCUGCAGAGAGUCCAGACACGAAGAGGAGAUAUCAAAGUGUAGAGAGAACAAAAACACUAUCUGCCGUUGUAAGCAGAGUUUUUACAAAAGUCACAUUGACUCAGAGACAUACGAGUGCCUCAAAUGUCAAAAAUGUGGGGAAAACGAAAAAGAAAAAACACCAUGUACGUCUGAAGGAAACACAGUGUGYGAAUGUAAAGAGAACUACUACAGAGUCAAGAACAAGUGUGAACCCUGCAGGAAGUUCCAAAGAGAUCAGUCCUCUGAUMAUAAACAUAAUAGCUGGAUGUGCUGUGGUGGUGUUUGUUUUGCUGUUKGUGGUGGUCUUCGUCACCUUCAUGGCUACAAAACGAUUCACCAAGAAAAAGAUGCUGAGUCAGUCCUUCCAACCUGCAGAUGUUUCCAAAGAGACAAGCGAGCCUCUCGUGAUCAACGUCACAGAACCUGCAGCAGACACCGGCCUGAAGGCCGUUGGUCUGAGUCUUGUAAGUGAKCAGGAGUUAUCCAAUCUGCCUGACUGCGUCCCUCGGGAGAUUAGGAUCUCGGACCUCAUCUACACGGUGCUGGAUCUGGUUCCGGUGUCGCAGGUGAAGCAGUUGGUGCGCUCUCUGGGCGUGCGGGACAUGGAGAUCGAACAAGCAGAGAUGGACUACAGGUCCUGCCGGGAGGCUCGCUACCAGAUGCUGCGGGUGUGGGCCGAGAGGGGCGUACGAGGCGGGAGAGGCGAAAUGUUACACCGGCCGCUCCUGGAGGACCUCUUAGACAAACUGAGACAGAUGCACCUGGGUUGGGCUGCCGAGGAGCUGGAGACAAAGUAUUCYAUUCAGUGACGCGACGCGCCUCGCCAAGUUGGACUUGAAAAAAAAAACAAAGCUUAUGAGACCAAGUAUUGUUCGCUCAAAGACUCGCUCAAGGACAGAGCCGGAGUGAAUGAAGAGAUAAGGUGCUAAAAGCAAAGAGUCAGUUUUAUUUCCCAUCAGACCAGUGAGGCUGAGAACUCUACCUCUGAUCAGCAAACAGCCACGAGCAAAACGAUCAAAGAAGAUUGGACUWUGAGUCAUAAUUCUUUGUAAAGAACUUUCUGCAAUAUGUUUUUAUAGCAGUUUUUAUACCGAUCUCAUACAGCAGUUAUGAAGCUAGCUCUCAUUAAUUGGAGCUUAAACUCUGUUUAAAGUCAACUAAAUCUUCUCGCUGGCAUUUCUAAAUAACUUAUUGUUAGCAUCAAAGGGAAAAUGUGUUUUUGUGUGUUUUGAGGGGGGAUUCUGUGUCUCCAGGGCUUUUUGUUUUGUUGGAUAAAAAGUUGUGGAUAUUUUCAUCUACUGGGUUAUUUUUAAUCUCUUUCCUGAGCAGCCGCGUCCACGCUUUCAUUAAAAAAUACAAAAUUCAGAGGAAAAUCAUCGCCCAGUGGGUGUUUAUACAAAACCUGUCUGAAUAUUAACAGGGUUGUGUUCUGUGUUGAUGUAAUACAAUCCUGGUCCUGGAGGGCCGCUAUCCUGCAGGUUUUAGAUGUUUCUCAGCUCAAACACACCUGMUUUGAAUGGCUGGGUGAUUAAGAGGCUUCUGCAGAACUUGAGGAGGUAAUUCAAUCACUGAAUCGGGUUGAGAGCAGAAAAACAUCUAAAGCAUGCAGGACAGCGGCUCUCAGGGACCAGAAACAGACACCCCUGUUGGUGUAAAUGUCCAGUGAAGACAUUUCUACCUUGUUGGACGUUUUCUCAUCCUGUUGGUGUUGAAAAAAGACGUGACUGUGAAAUUCAAACAUUUGCUUACCCAAAAUAACUCAAGGGUUUUCAAACUGAACGUUAAGAUUUGCAUUUUUUUCAUAAAUUCAACUUGUAUGCAAAAAAUAUUUUUUGCAUACAAGUUUUGCAGCUUUUUUGCRAACUGUUUGUGAUAAAGAUUUCAAAUUAUCUUAAGUGCAAAAAAGAACAUUUGUAUUGUUGCAUACUGUAGUUAUUUUAUACAAAUUAUUGAUUUUCUUGUAGAUUAAUGAACUUUAUAUGUGGCCGAUUGCAUUUUGUACAGUUCUUUUGACAGAACUUUAUGCUUGUGUUUAGUUGUAUUGAUUUUUACCUGCAGUGUCAUUUUAUUUGUCAUCUAAACUACACUGUUUUWAAAUUUUUUGGCUUAUUGUUAGUCACAAUGUAAGAAUUAUGCACCUAAACAUGAUUGCAAACUUUUUCACUCAUUAGGAGAAAAUGGUCUUUUURUGGAGGAAAACAUCAAAUUAAAUGGUGACUAAUAAUAAAGCAGCAUCAUAGAUUUAACUGGUAACACUUUAAUAGUCACUUCCAGUCUAUUAARCAAAACUAAACCGAGGAAGCUUGUUGUUCCUCCUCCUGUACAGACCAGAGCCUUCCAAUGUUUGCAGUCUUUUUUUAUUUUACUGCCUCAGUAGCAUUCUUCUAAGCCCUAUUAUAAAAGCAUUAUUUACGAGUGUUUCACAGAACAGGACACGCCUCGUCUCGGGCCUCCACACGGGCGGCAGAUCGAACCAGAUGUGUGAAUCCAAAGCACUUUUAUCCUGCUGAACACUGUUUUUACACUCUUUAUUGGUGGUUUUUUUUAAUAAAUGUGUUGUAAAUUUA
Messenger RNA from Austrofundulus limnaeus, 3214 nucleotides. It is a transcript of the gene tnfrsf1a, whose product is annotated as tumor necrosis factor receptor superfamily, member 1a. Gene Ontology annotation, biological process: signal transduction; inflammatory response. The record is from RefSeq and is a predicted model, not a curated record. Lineage: Eukaryota; Metazoa; Chordata; Actinopteri; Cyprinodontiformes; Rivulidae. Gene Ontology annotation, cellular component: membrane raft; signaling receptor complex. Gene Ontology annotation, molecular function: tumor necrosis factor binding; tumor necrosis factor receptor activity.